This is a messenger RNA of Lactuca saligna, 324 nucleotides long. NCBI's taxonomy places the organism in Eukaryota, Viridiplantae, Streptophyta, Magnoliopsida, Asterales, Asteraceae. The record is from the annotation of a GenBank genome assembly.
AUGAGAUCCAAGCACUCUAUUAACCGUGCUCAAAAUAUGAGCUCUGAAAGGCCACUUAGGCAAUUCGUUACAGGUAAAGACAAGUCAGCAGGUAGAAAUUUAAAGGGUCGUAUCACAAUUUUCCACAGAGGGGAAGGGGCAAAACGGUCACAAAGAACAAUUGAUCUAAAACGCAACACUUCAUCAGUAGGUGUAGUUGAACGAAUCGAAUACGACCCAAAUUGCACUUCACGGAUCGCAGUGGUCAGAUGGGUAGAAGGGGCAGCUGUUGACCGCUCGAAAGAAGUCAACUCCCUCCAAAAAAAACUUCACCCCACCCCCUAA